AUGUCUUUUUUGUCAAUAAUUCAUAAUGAUUUCAGCCAUUUUCUACUAGUGACCAUCUUUUUAAUUGGUUUAAACUCUUUGUUGACCGUUUUGAGCUUCCUGGUUGGUGGGAAAUCGUCAGUGUUGGAAAGAAAUUCCGACUUUAAUUUUGGCACACUCAAUCUCUUUGACCAAAUAACUCAUCAAGGCGGAACAUGGGCUCUCGUGCUCAGUCUUUUUCUUUGUCCGUUGGCCGCUUUCUUUUCGGCAACAAACGACCGACUAGCUCCGUCGAUACGCUUACUGCUCAUCGCUGAGAAUCUCAACAAGUUCAUCUUCGUCAUAACGAACACACUCGGAACUUUUUGUGUUAACGAACAACCGUUUCCACUAGAUUGCCCUGAAGUAUUAAUAACAUACUGGCAACAAGUCAACAUUUUUCUUCAUGGCUACGAUUUCGUCACUGCAGCCAAAUAUUGUCAAUUGAUGAUAUCGCUUAGCCGCUUCUUUGCCGUCUCCUUUGAUGGUCGUUAUUUUCGGAGUACACAAAAGUGGUCGUGGGUUCAACUGCUAAUACCCAACAUUGCGACACUCGGUCUUGUGCUCAUUAAUGAGCUAGUGGGAAGCACAGACACUUGUCUGCACAGUUAUAUCUACCCGGGAGUCUUGUUGAUCAUGUGUUCGUUAGAUGCGGUGACUGGGCACAAGAUGACACAUUUGAGGAAACACGGCAAAGUCUCCAAAGCCGAGGGUCUGCUCAUGUUACAGAUGUUAUCAAGCACCGUUGUGAUACUCAUCAGCACGAUCGGAAGCGUUUUGGUCUUGUUGUUGAUCGAGCUAUUUGCGACAAAUCUUCUCAUUUACAUGUUUUACCACAGUUUGCUACCGCUAAGUGACUCGUUUUUGUUUAUUUUUCUUCAAAGUUUAAUAAUGAUAUUCUGUUUGCGGAAACGGAAAGACAAGAAACGGAUCUCGAAAGUCUCCACUGCAAACGAAUUUCGACCAGUGACGAGAGUUCGA
Molecule: messenger RNA, 999 nt
Organism: Mesorhabditis belari
Lineage: Eukaryota; Metazoa; Nematoda; Chromadorea; Rhabditida; Rhabditidae
Source: the annotation of a GenBank genome assembly